AUGGGCCUCGGACGCGUGUGGCGCGAUGCUCGUGGCCGGGUGCCGCAGGCAGGCCGGGGAGUGACCGUGACAGGGAGAGGGCGCAGGAGCCGGCGCAGCUACCGGAAGUCAGUGCUGGCGGCCGGAGCCGCGAGGAAAAGCGAGGCCAACGCCGCCCUGAUCGUGCGCGACCAGACGGAGCUGCGGCUGUGUGAGCGCUCCGGGCAGCGCACAGCCAGCGUCCUGUGGCCCUGGAUCAACCGCAACGCCCGCGUGGCCGACCUCGUGCGCAUCCUCACGCACUUGCAGCUGCUCCGCGCGCGGGACAUCAUCACGGCCUGGCAGCCUCCUGCCCCCCUUCUGCCUCCCAGCACUGCUGCCCCGACGCCCAGCAGCACCAGUGUCCCCCCAGAGCCUGAAGCCCCCUGCCCCCGGACGCCGCCCUUGUCCACCUCCACUCUCCUCUCCCCAGCUUUUCCAGGCAGGCCCACCCAUUCUGGAGCAGAGCAAGCGUCAGGCCGGGACCAGGCUCCCCUCCCACCUCCAGCACCAUCUCCAGCCCCUUCCUCCUCCAAGCCCAGCCCAGAGAGCCCUGUCUCCCUCCUGCAGGGGGCCCACCUGUCUCCUUUCUGCUGGCCCCUGCACGAGAUUUCCCAGGGCACCCACAACUUCUCAGAAGAGCUGAAAAUUGGGGAGGGUGGCUUUGGGUGCGUGUACCGGGCCGUGAUGAGGAACACCGUGUACGCUGUGAAGAGGCUGAAGGAGGACACAGGCCUGGAGCGGAGCGGGGUGCAGCAGAGCUUCCUGGCCGAGGUGCAGCAGCUGUCACGGUUCCGGCACCCAAACAUCGUGGAGUUUGCCGGCUUCUGUGCGCAAGGCGGCUUCCACUGCCUAGUCUACAGCUUCCUGCCCAACGGCUCCCUGGAAGACCGCCUGCACGGCCAGCCGCAGGCACACCCGCCUCUCUCCUGGCCGCAGCGACUGGACAUCCUGCUGGGCACGGCCCGCGCCAUUCAGUUCCUGCAUCAGGACAAGCCCAGCCUCAUCCACGGGGAUGUCAAAAGCUCCAACGUCCUUUUGGAUGAGCGCCUGAUGCCCAAACUGGGGGACUUCGGCCUGGCCCGGCUCAGCUGCUUCUCGGGGGCCAGCGCUGGCCAGAGCAGUGCUGUGGCCCGGACGCAGACGGUGCGGGGCACGCUGGCCUACCUGCCCGAGGACUACGUCAGGACAGGCCGGCUGUCUGUGGACACUGACACCUUCAGCUUUGGUGUGGUGCUGCUGGAGUCUCUGGCCGGCCAGCGGGCCGUGCGCGUGCAGGCCACCGGGACCAAGUAUCUGAAGGACCUGGUUGCAGAGGAGGCCGAGGAGGCUGGGGUGGCCCUGAAAAGCACCCAAACAGCGCUUCAAGCAGGUGUGGCCGCAGACGCCUGGGCUGCCCCGAUCGCCACCCAGAUCUGCAAGAAACACCUGGACCCCAGACCUGGGCCGUGCCCACCAGAGCUGGGCCUGACACUGGCCCAGCUGGCAUGCUGCUGCCUGCACCACCGGGCCAAGAGGAGACCCCCCAUGACCCAGGUGUACGAGAGGCUGGAGAGUCUGCAUGCGGCUGGGGCAGGGUCCUUGCCGGAGACAGAAGCUGCUGCCCACGGCGCCCCAUCCCCACAGGAGAACUCCUACGUGUCCACCCCUGGCAGUGCCCUGAGCCGUGCCAGCCUGUGGCCUCCCCGGGCUACAGAGCGAGCCCAGCCUGCAGAGAGUGACGAGAGUGUGCCCAGCCUGUCUGCUGUCCUGCACUCCUGGCACCUGACCCCGAGCUGCUCCCCAGGCCUGGCUCUCCCAGGCAGCCCUGGGCCAGGGGCCCCCCUGCAGGCCCCAGCAGCCCUUGGGCAGGCCAGCUGCACUCCAGGGGCCCCUGGCCAAGAGCCAAGCUGGGGAAGUGGCCCAGGGCCCCGAGCCACAGCUGUGCAAGGGCCACUCCCGGGCAGUUCCGUGCCGUCGGCAUCUCCACAGAUCAUCAUCAACCCGGCCCGCCAGAAGAUGCUGCACAAGCUGGCCCUUUAUGAGGACGGGGUCCUGGACAGCCUGGAGCUGCUGUCGUCUGCCUCCCUGCCAGGCUUGGGCAAGCAGAGGCCCGAAGAGAGCGAUGAGUUCCAGAGCUGACCUGCACCUGGCCAGGCCCCAUAACCCGGAAGUCAAGUUCUCAUGGUUGGAUGUUCUCGCGGCAGGGCCUUCGUGGCCACGGGCAGUGCGUGGGGCGCAGCCGGGCGGGUGCCGCUGCUCGGGCUGGCGCGGGCCGUGCGGGCGGAGCGCCCUGCAGACUGCAGAAGCCGCGGCCCAGCUCGAAGAUGAAAACGGCCUCAGCCCUCCCCGGGGAGGAAAGGCACUGUCUAGGGGCUUCGGGGGAGGAGUCAAGCCCUUCUUCCUGGACAGCCCAAAGCCCCGGGGCAAGGCGGCCCCUGGGGAACAGCAGAUGAGGUGCGGCCCGGCCUGCUUGGCCGCUGGCAGGGCUCUGCUCUGCCUCACUGAGCCGCCCGAGUCCAGCCGCACCCCUGAGCCAGUGACCUGUGAGCGGGCCAGCCUCCAGGCCCGUGGCCUCAACCAAGACACUCCCACGUCCAGUAAGCUCAAGCCUGUGUGACCCAGAUAGUGGAACGCCCCCACGAAGGUGGGAGCUGGGGAGCCAGGCAGAAAGAAGGGAAGGAAACGUUUCGGGGGGAAGGAAGUGGGGCAGACUCUUCAGAAGCCGUUGAGGGGCGUGCCGACGGAGUACCUCCAGGAGCACUGGGCUUGCAGCGACCAGUGUCCGCAGUCACGAGUCACACUACGUGCCCGCAAAGUGGGCAUCUCCGAAGGCCUAGUGCGCCGCAGUAAUAAAGACUUAGUCCCACCCUGC
This is a messenger RNA of Condylura cristata (star-nosed mole), 2872 nucleotides long. It is a transcript of the gene IRAK1, whose product is annotated as interleukin-1 receptor-associated kinase 1. NCBI's taxonomy places the organism in Eukaryota, Metazoa, Chordata, Mammalia, Eulipotyphla, Talpidae. Gene Ontology annotation, biological process: signal transduction; protein phosphorylation. Gene Ontology annotation, molecular function: protein kinase activity; ATP binding; protein binding. The record is from RefSeq and is a predicted model, not a curated record. The transcript is spliced from 14 exons. Bases 1 to 2139 code for a protein of 712 amino acids. Gene Ontology annotation, cellular component: plasma membrane.